Diceros bicornis minor is the source of this 3921-nucleotide messenger RNA. RefSeq names its product fibronectin type III domain containing 3A (gene FNDC3A). Bases 297 to 3893 code for a protein of 1198 amino acids. The record is from RefSeq and is a predicted model, not a curated record. The transcript has 26 exons. Gene Ontology annotation, molecular function: protein binding. Lineage: Eukaryota; Metazoa; Chordata; Mammalia; Perissodactyla; Rhinocerotidae.
UAGUAAGCAUGGCGGCGGCGGCGUUCGUGGUCCCUCGGGUGAAACAGAAAGCGGGAGCUACACGGAGAGGGAGCGAAGAGCGGGGCUGAGGCGGCGCCGUCACUGCCGGGAAACCACCCCAACAGCCAGUGCGCCGGCGGCCGCGGAGGCCCCGAGAGCUGGCUCUGCUGUUGAGGUAGAGCGCGAACGCUCAGGAACCCGGAGAAGAGGCGCCAGGGAAGCCGCCUUCCUCCGCCUCAGAGCGGCGUGACUCGAAGAGUUGGAGGGUUAUCCAAUAUAUUAAUGUCUUAUUGAUAAUGGCAGAACAUCCACCACUGCUGGAUACAACUCAGAUUUUAAGUAGUGAUAUUUCUCUUCUCUCUGCCCCUAUUGUAAGCGCAGAUGGAACACAACAGGUUAUUUUGGUACAAGUUAACCCAGGGGAAGCAUUUACAAUAAGAAGAGAAGAUGGACAGUUUCAGUGCAUUACAGGUCCUGCUCAGGUUCCAAUGAUGUCCCCAAAUGGUUCUGUGCCUCCUAUUUAUGUGCCUCCUGGAUAUGCCCCACAGGUUAUUGAGGACAAUGGUGUUCGAAGAGUUGUUGUGGUUCCUCAGGCACCAGAGUUUCAUCCUGGUGGUCACACGGUCAUACACCGUUCUCCACAUCCUCCUCUCCCGGGUUUCAUUCCUGUCCCAACCAUGAUGCCCCCUCCACCUCGCCACAUGUACUCACCGGUGACUGGAGCGGGAGACAUGACAACACAGUAUAUGCCACAGUAUCAGUCUUCACAAGUAUAUGGAGAUGUAGAUGCUCACUCUACACAUGGAAGGUCCAACUUUAGAGAUGAGAGAUCUAGUAAAACAUAUGAACGUUUGCAGAAAAAAUUAAAGGAUCGCCAAGGAACACAGAAAGAUAAAAUGAGCAGUCCACCGUCAUCACCCCAGAAAUGCCCUUCUCCCAUAAAUGAACAUAAUGGACUUAUAAAAGGGCAGAAUGCUAGUGGUGUAAACACAGGAUCAGUGAGCAAGAAGUCAGGGAGAGGGAAAGGAGGUGCACAAAUUGAUACAGAGCUAGAAGAAAAAGAUGAAGAAACUAAAGCUUUUGAAGCACUUCUUUCCAACAUUGUCAAACCGGUGGCCUCAGGUAUCCAAGCAAGGACAGUGAUACUUACCUGGUCACCUCCUUCCAGCUUCAUUAACGGCGAAACAGAUGAAACUACUGUACCAGAGCUCUAUGGUUAUGAAAUUCUGGUCUCAAGUACUGGAAAAGAUGGAAAAUAUAAAAGUGUAUAUGUAGGUGAAGAAACAAGUGUCACUUUAAAUGAUCUCAAACCGGCUACAGAUUACCAUGCAAAAGUCCAGGCAGAAUACAAUUCUAUAAAGGGAACUCCUUCAGAAGCUGAAAGCUUUACCACCUUGAGCUGUGAACCUGAUGUACCUAAUCCACCAAGAAUAGCCAAUCGGACCAAAAAUUCACUCACUUUGCAAUGGAAGGCACCUAGUGACAAUGGUUCUAAAAUCCAAAGCUUUAUUUUAGAAUGGGAUGAGGGAAAAGGAAAUGGAGAAUUUUGUCAGUGUUACAUGGGCUCACAGAAGCAAUUUAAAGUUACUAAACUGUCACCAGCGAUGGGUUGUAAAUUUAGACUAUCAGCCAAAAAUGACUAUGGUAUAAGUGGUUUUAGUGAAGAAGUCUUAUAUUACACCUCAGGCUGUGCACCUUCUAUGCCCGCAAGUCCUGUAUUAACUAAGGCUGGAGUUACUUGGUUAUCCUUACAAUGGAGUAAACCCCUAGGAACACCAUCAGAUGAAGGAAUUUCUUACAUUUUAGAGAUGGAGGAAGAAACUUCAGGAUAUGGUUUUAAGCCUAAAUAUGAUGGAGAAGAUCUUGCUUACACAGUGAAAAAUCUCAGACGUAGUACAAAGUAUAAAUUUAAGGUUAUUGCUUACAACUCAGAAGGUAAAAGUAAUCCAAGUGAAGUAGUAGAAUUUACUACAUGCCCUGAUAAACCAGGAGUACCUGUAAAGCCUUCAGUUAAAGGAAAGAUACAUUCACACAGUUUUAAAAUAACUUGGGACCCACCAAAAGAUAGUGGAGGGGCAGCCAUCAGUAAAUAUGUAGUGGAGAUGGCAGAAGGUUCUAAUGGAAACAAAUGGGAUAUGAUAUACAGUGGAACUACCAGGGAACAUCUUUGUGAUCGACUGAAUCCAGGCUGUUUCUAUCGUUUACGAGUUUACUGCAUCAGUGAUGGAGGACAGAGUGCGGUAUCUGAAUCUUUACUUGUGCAGACUCCAGCUGUGCCUCCUGGCCCGUGCCUCCCUCCCAGAUUACAGGGUAGACCCAAAGCAAAAGAAAUACAGUUACGAUGGGGACCCCCUCCAGUCGAUGGUGGAUCACCCAUUUCCUGCUAUGGUGUGGAAAUGUCUCCUGUAGAAAAAGAUGAACCCAGAGAAGUUUAUCAAGGUUCUGAAGUAGAAUGUACAGUGAGCAACCUUCUUCCAGGAAAGACUUACAGCUUCAGACUGCGCGCAGCUAACAAAAUAGGGUUUGGACCAUUUUCAGAAAAAUGUGAUGUUACUACAGCCCCUGGACCACCAGAUCAAUGCAAGCCUCCUCAAGUGACAUGCAAAUCUGCAACUUGUGCACAAGUAAAUUGGGAGGUCCCUUUGAGUAAUGGAACAGAUGUCACUGAAUAUCGACUGGAGUGGGGAGGAGUGGAAGGAAGUAUGCAGAUAUGUUACUGUGGGCCUGGUCUCAGUUAUGAAUUAAAAGGACUUUCACCAGCAACUACCUAUUAUUGCAGAGUCCAGGCUCUGAGUAUUGUGGGUGCAGGCCCUUUCAGUGAAGUAGUAGCCUGUGUGACUCCACCAUCAGUUCCUGCCAUUGUGACUUGUCUUCAAGAAAUAAGUGAUGAUGACAUAGAAAAUCCCCAUUAUUCACCUUCUACAUGCCUUGCAAUAAGCUGGGAAAAGCCUUGUGACCAUGGUUCAGAAAUCCUUGCCUACAGCAUAGACUGUGGAGACAAACAGCCCUUGACAGUGGGAAAGGUUACAAGCUAUAUUAUAGACAAUUUGCAACCAGAUACAACAUACAGAAUACGAAUUCAAGCCUUGAAUAGCCUUGGAGCUGGCCCUUUCAGUCACAUGAUAAAAUUAAAAACUAAGCCCCUCCCUCCUGAUCCACCUCGUCUGGAAUGUGUUGCCUUUAGCCACCAGAACCUUAAACUGAAAUGGGGAGAAGGAACCCCAAGGACAUUAUCAACAGAUUCUGUUCAGUACCACCUUCAGAUGGAAGAUAAGAAUGGAAGGUUUGUAUCCUUGUACAGAGGUCCAUGUCAUACAUACAAAGUACAAAGACUUAAUGAGUCAACAUCCUAUAAAUUCUGUAUUCAAGCCUGUAAUGAAGCUGGGGAAGGUCCUCUCUCCCAAGAAUAUAUUUUCACUACUCCAAAAUCUGUCCCAGCUGCCUUGAAAGCCCCCAAAAUAGAGAAAGUAAAUGAUCACAUUUGUGAAAUUACAUGGGAGUGUUUACAGCCAAUGAAAGGUGAUCCAGUUAUUUACAGUCUUCAAGUUAUGAUGGGAAAGGAUUCAGAAUUCAAACAGAUUUACAAAGGUCCCGACUCUUCAUUCCGGUAUUCAAGCCUUCAGCUGAACUGUGAGUAUCGUUUCCGUGUGUGUGCUAUUCGCCAGUGCCAAGACCCUGUGGGGCAUCAGGACCUAGUAGGUCCCUACAGCACAACAGCGCUCUUCAUCUCUCAGAGGACUGAACCACCAGCCAGCACCAACAGAGACACUGUGGAAAGCACGAGGACCCAUCGGGCACUUAGUGAUGAGCAGUGUGCAGCCGUCAUCCUUGUGCUGUUUGCUUUCUUUUCCAUUUUGAUUGCCUUUAUCAUUCAGUACUUUGUAAUCAAGUGAAAAUAUAACUUUAUUUUUAAUACUGUUA